GGGACAGACCCGGCUCGGGCUGCUUUCGUUCGUUCGCUUUGCGCCGGACAUGGAGAAAGGCAUGCACUUGGAUAGAGCCUGCGGUUGUAGUCGGGCACUGGGUCUUGCUAGCUAACUGUCUGCUGCCAUGAACGCACUUUCUCACUCGGGAUUCUCUAGAGCCAAGAACUGUUAGACCCUUCAGUCAAGGCCAGACUGCCAAUACAGUCCCAGCUAUUGAAGUAACAGGUUUGGAGAACCUGCCUGAACGCCCUACACUUCUGGAGCAAAGAACUUAGAGGGUCCCAAAGUCCUGCUGGGAGAAAAAUACCUUUCUGCAAUAUUCAGGUCCCAGAGAAGUUACCUCUUUGACAGGCAGGUGUUCCAAGUGGCACUUGGCCACCCUCACCACCCCCCAGGCAUCCUGACCAGUGUAUGGACACCACAGACACAGACACCAUUGCAGCAGCUUCUGGAAGCCUAGUCUGAAACUGGAAUGGGAAACUCCAGCACCAACCAGACGUGUUUCACAGAUGACUCUUUUAAGUACAAUCUGAAUGGCGCAGUUUACAGUGUCGUGUUCAUCCUUGGCCUGAUAACAAACUGUGCAUCCCUUUUUGUCUUCUGCUGUCGGAUGAAAAUGAGGAGUGAGACUGCCAUUUUCAUCACCAACCUGGCCCUCUCUGAUUUGCUCUUUGUUUUUACCUUGCCUUUUAAGAUUUUUUACAACUUUAACAGACACUGGCCUUUUGGUGACACCCUCUGCAAGAUUUCUGGGACUGCAUUUCUCACCAAUAUCUAUGGAAGCAUGCUUUUCCUCACCUGCAUCAGUGUUGACCGAUUCCUUGCUAUUGUCUAUCCCUUCCGCUCUCGUACCAUCCGGACAAGAAGAAACUCUGCCAUCGUGUGUGCAGGAGUGUGGAUACUGGUCCUCAGUGGUGGGAUAUCAGCCUCUUUGUUCUCCACAACCAAUGUCUCCAAUUCCACAACAACCUGCUUUGAGGGAUUUUCCAAGCGCAUCUGGAAGACCUAUUUGUCCAAGAUCACUAUAUUUAUUGAAGUGGUAGGCUUCAUCAUUCCUUUACUCCUGAACCUCACAUGCUCUUCCUUGGUACUUCGAACCCUCCGGAAACCUGCAACACUGUCCCAGAUUGGAACCAACAAAGAGAAAGUGCUGAAGAUGAUCAUUGUGCAUGUGGCCAUUUUCAUUGUCUGUUUUGUGCCAUACAACUCUAUUCUCUUCCUCUAUGCUCUGGUCCGCUCCCAAGCCAUAACCAACUGCUCCUUGGAGAGGUUUGCCAAAACGAUGUACCCCAUUACGCUGUGUAUUGCGACACUCAAUUGCUGCUUUGACCCAUUCAUCUAUUACUUCACAUUGGAGUCCUUUCAGAAGUCUCUUUAUAUCAACACCCAGAUCAAAAUGGAGUCGCUUUUCAAGACUGAAACACCACUGACGGCGAAGACUUCUCUUCCAGCGAUCCAGGAGGAACUCAGUGACCAGGCGAUGACUAAUGGGGGAGAACUCAUGUUGGAAUCCAACCUCUAACCAUGCUACAGAUCUUGCAUUCAUUCUGUAUUGUACAACUUCCCAAUGAUGAGACCCUGAGCAACAGCUUUGAGUCUAAUAUCACAGAAACUAGUGACACACUGCCUGCCUCAAGGAGGAUCCGGAUUCUUGUAGUAACACAUGCCACUUUUUUCCGAUACCAACAGGUCUAAUGCUGUUAUAACAUCCUGAGGGAGUACCAGAUUUUUUGCUAUCCUAGAGUUUUGCUAUGUGAAAUGAAUGGGUGGAAGAAAUCUUUGUUAUCUAGUGAUUGUCAUUCGAAUGGUAAGUGGAGCGACAUGACUGGACUUGGAGCCAUAGAAUCAAGUCAGGAAAUGGAAAAUCAAGUCUAUCAGCUUACUACUCAUAGCUACAUGCUAUAUCCCCCCCUUCUCUACGAAGAAAGCCAGUGGUUCCUCCAUUCACUUUGAAUGGCUGUUUUUUGGAUAUCAAGCCAGCAGUUUUCCUCAUUCUUCAAACUAACUCCAAGAGUAUAUUUUUGAGUUUUAUUUUCAUUGAAACAUUCAAUUGAACAACAAUUAAAUACCUACUACAUGCAAGGCACAGACCAGCUCAAUUUGGCGUGUGUGUCUGUGUGUGUAUGUGUUUAAGAACAGGAGAGAAGAGUUACUGAAGUAACUGGCUCUUCUGAUCAGAAUACUUGCAAUAUAAACCACCAGACAUGGUGAUGUGUUCAAGUGCAUGCUUAUUUUACCUUUAUAUUUGUGUACUUUUCUUACUAGCAACAUUCGGAUUGAAAACCUGGGCACAUCAUAGCUGAAAAGUAUCUGAAUCUGUGCUCAG
This is a messenger RNA of Trichosurus vulpecula (common brushtail), 2329 nucleotides long. RefSeq names its product lysophosphatidic acid receptor 4 (gene LPAR4). NCBI's taxonomy places the organism in Eukaryota, Metazoa, Chordata, Mammalia, Diprotodontia, Phalangeridae. Gene Ontology annotation, biological process: positive regulation of Rho protein signal transduction; phospholipase C-activating G protein-coupled receptor signaling pathway. The transcript has 3 exons. Gene Ontology annotation, molecular function: lysophosphatidic acid receptor activity. Bases 476 to 1525 code for a protein of 349 amino acids. Gene Ontology annotation, cellular component: membrane. The record is from RefSeq and is a predicted model, not a curated record.